Eucalyptus grandis is the source of this 1059-nucleotide messenger RNA. RefSeq names its product ATP-dependent RNA helicase mak5-like. NCBI's taxonomy places the organism in Eukaryota, Viridiplantae, Streptophyta, Magnoliopsida, Myrtales, Myrtaceae. Gene Ontology annotation, molecular function: nucleic acid binding; acetyl-CoA synthetase activity; ATP binding. Gene Ontology annotation, biological process: acetyl-CoA biosynthetic process. The record is from RefSeq and is a predicted model, not a curated record.
AUGGGAGAACUCCAAAAGCAAGAGCAAAGAGAAGAAGAUGAAGGCGAAGGUCCAGCUCGAGGCCGAUGGCGGCUUCGCGUCUCCAGCGGCGUUGGACAAGAAGAAGCACAAGUAGGAAAAGAAGAGCGGCAGCAAAAGGCUCCGAAUCCAAGCAGCCGAAACUCCCGGAGCAUCAAAGCAGCCGAAACUCCCGGAGCAUCAUUAGGGGAUGCGAAGAAGGAGAAGAAGAGGAAGGCGUUGGAGCUGCGCGAGGACGACGAGGAAGACAAGAGCGAGACCAGCUCCGAGCUGGUCGACCCCGAGAACUUGAAGGGGAAGAAGAAGAAAAAGAAAAAGAAGAAGGCGAGGUUGAGCGAUGGUGAUAAUGAGGCCAUGACAUUUGAUAUUGUCCUCGAUGGGACUGAUUUGGUCGGCCGUGCCUGCACUGGUCAAGGCAAAACUCUGGCUUUUGUCUUGCCCAUUUUGGAAUCUCUGACGAAUGGGCCUGCAAAAACCUCAAGGAAAACAGGAUGUGUUAAUGGUGGAGCAGUGGGCUUAACAUCAUGUUGUUUGUAUGGUGGAGCUCCUUAUCAUGCUCAGGAGAGCCAAUCGAGGAGAGGGGUUGAUAUAGUGAUUGGAACACCUGGCCGUGUGAAACAAACUGAAACUGGCGGCUUCAUGAUCACACCAUUACCUGGUGCCUGGCCACAGAAACCUGGAUCUGCUACUUUUCCUUUCUUUGGGGUUCAGCCUGUCAUAGUGGAUGAAAAGGGGGUUGAAAUUGAAGGCGAGUGUAGUGGAUACCUGUGCAUUAAAAGUUCCUGGCCUGGGGCAUUUCGUACACUCUAUGGUGAUCACGAGCGAUACGAAACAACAUGCUUCAAACCAUUCCCAGGAUACUAUUUUACUGGUGAUGGCUGCAGCAGGGACAAGGAUGGUUACCACUGGCUGACUGGUAGAGUUGAUGAUGUCAUCAAAGUCAGUGGACACCGGAUUGGAACAGCAGAAGUCGAAUCGCUCAUCUUGGGUCCCAAAUGUGCAGAAGCUGCGGUUGUUGGUGUUGAGCAUGAGAUACUUUAG